This is a messenger RNA of Penicillium griseofulvum, 1362 nucleotides long. Its product is annotated as mitochondrial 37S ribosomal protein uS4m. Gene Ontology annotation, molecular function: structural constituent of ribosome; rRNA binding. The record is from RefSeq and is a predicted model, not a curated record. The transcript is spliced from 3 exons. The coding region runs from base 1 to 1362 and encodes 453 amino acids. Lineage: Eukaryota; Fungi; Ascomycota; Eurotiomycetes; Eurotiales; Aspergillaceae. Gene Ontology annotation, biological process: positive regulation of translational fidelity. Gene Ontology annotation, cellular component: mitochondrial small ribosomal subunit.
AUGAGAAACAGAGCUAGUAACACGUUGUCGAAAGGAAAAAUCCGUCAAUCAUGGAGCAAAUACAACCUGUAUAAUUUGCAGCGAUUCCGCAGCCCCCCUACCAUCAAUCGUACAUUCUUCCAGCAAAAGUGGUCCGCUAAGGCUGCAUCCCGUGCCUAUCACGGCGAGCAAGUCCGUGAGGGACAAUGGAAACGCAUGUUCAACCAUCGCAUUCGCAGUGUUAUCCCCAUGAAUGCCGCCGAUUUGGCUGCCGAUGACGGUUCCCUGAUCUCCUCUGGUCGUGGUUCAGGACUUGGUAAGGAUGGAAAGAUUUACCCAGCGCGUCCUACACCUUACAGCCACAUGACCUUUGCGCCCCUGGAGCGCCGGUUGGAUGUGGCCAUUUUCCGAGCUCUGUUUGCUAGCAGCGCCAGACAGGCGAGACAGUUUGUCAUCCACGGAGCGGUUACUGUUAAUGGGCAAAAGAUGAAACACCCUAGCUACCUCCUUAACCCCGGUGACCUCUUCCAGGUCGAUCCAGAUCGCGUUUUGUACGCUACUGGUCACACUAAGAGUCCGUUCGAGCGACGUCAGGGCCGAUUGAUUCGGAGAAAGGCCAAGGCACAGAGGUCACAGGAAGGGGAAGCCGAGGCCGCACCAGAGGUUAAGGAGUCAAAGGAGCCCGCAAAGGAAGAUACCGAGGAUACUCCGAAGGAAGAUACUAAAGAGACUCUUAAGGCUCUACUAGCUCAAGCCAAGGCUGUCAUGUCUGCCGGCAAGGAGACACUCGCGCCCCAGCGCAAACAGGAGCUCCGCGGCUUCCAACGAGCUGUUCGCCGCGUGUUGUCUCGCUCUGAGUCCAGCGUCAUCCUCGCAGACAGCCUGGAGGCCCAAUUCUCCCAGCUGACCACGCUGCUCAAGGCCAAGCGGGCUGAGAAGCCAGCUAAGAAGGAGGCGAAGCCCCGCCCAGAAGAUGCCUUUGCAUCCGACAACGGACAUACAGAUAUGGCUUCCGCCAAGCGAGAUACAGAAGUCGAAGUCAGCGAUAAGCUCUCCGAGGCCUUUGCACAGGCAACACUGGGUGAAGAUGUUGAUUCUUCAGAGCUCAGCGACGAAGAGUUCGAGACGCUUCAGCGGGCUCUCACUCAAAUGCGCGACAACCCUCUCGACAAUUCCAAGACCUACUCCACCCCCUGGCAGCCGCGUCAAUACAUGUCUGCAUUUGCCUUCAUCCCGCGCUACCUCGAGGUCAACCAGAACAUUUGUGCAGCUGUGUACCUGCGCCACCCCGUGGCCCGCCCCGGUUCCGCUGAGGUUCCCACUCCCUUUGGCGAGUCCAUUGCCACUCCGGCUUAUGGCUGGUACCUCAGGAGACGGUGGUAG